UCUUAAAAUCUCGUGACAGACCAUUUGCAGGCAGACAAACUGGUACCAAACAGAACAAAACAAAUAAAACGUGUUGUGGCUUUUUGCUAUUGUUGAAUUUUUUUUUCGUUUUUUUUUUAUUUCUUUUGAAAUUUCUAAUAACAAGUAAAUAAUACCCUUCAUAUAUAUCUUAUCUAGUGACCCUUUAUAUUUUUUCUUUCUUCUUUUUCUUUUUUGUUUAUCUUGCGUAAAUGUUGUCAGAACUUGUUCUUCGUUCCUACUGCCUGUUUUGUUCCACUUAUAGUGUAUGUGUACUCCAAAUAGCAAUAAAAUAAAAUUAAACUAAACUAAAUUAUAUUAUGAUGAAAUAUAGUUUUGCAAUUUAAUUCGUUCUUAUUCAUUCCCAAGAAUACCUUAUAUUUAAAAUGUUACUUCGCUUCAACUUGUAUCUGCAUUUUUAUUCAUAGACAGUUACAAUAAUUUCAUUCUGAGGGGGCGAUAUAGACAAAAAUAUUAAAAAAAAAAAAUUACUAUUGUAUAUCAUUAAAAAAUGACAGAAAACGAAAAACAUAAUAAUAAAAAAUGACUGUAAGCUCGGUUAUUUAUAUGCUAUUGACAUAACGUAUCCCGGGUGAGUAAGUCAAAUAAGUUAUUCGCCAGUUGUUCUUUUAGGUGUUUAGACGAAGAUUUUCUGUUAAUAAUUGGUUAGCGAUAGCUACGUUGAAAAGAAAUCUGUUAAAAGGAGCAUAGACAAAAGUUAAUAUUUGCGACUGAAUGCUUUUGUCGAUCUAUUAUCAUGUAUGCAGUGAAAAUACCAAACUAAUUACAGGAGACAAUGGUUAAAUUGUAUCUGUUACAAUAUUAAAGUUUUCAAUGGGUAACUUUACCCGUCUCGGGGCUUUUAUUUUAAACAUGAAAUAUGUAAACAUAAGUGGUUUAAACUAAAAUGUCAUACCGUCAAUUGUUUAGAAUAAAAAAAGAAGAUAAUACUAAAGACUGCUGAAAGAAGCAAAGUUUUAACAUAGUUUACAUGUAUUGAUAUUUAAAAGAAAGACAAACAAAAGAAAUGCCUAUUUAAUUGGGGUUGUUACGCGGCAAUUAAAAUUUGUGAUCACACUAAAAGUAUGCUUAAAGAAAAUAACAAAUAUAGCUUUGUGACAAUGGAGACGUUAGUUAACAACAUAUUUCUACAAUCAAAGAAGUAGCAAAAUUUAUAAGGGAAAAAGUCAGAGGAAUUUAAAUAAACAUGUCCAAGACAUCGCGGAGUUUUGAACAAGUAUCAGAGCAUUUCAAGUGCCCAAUUCACCUUGGGAAGCUAAGGGAACCACGACGGUUGCCAUGCGAACAUACGCUCUGUAAGGAUUGUUUAAAAGGACUCAUUAAGUCAGCACUGAAGCGGGAAGACAAAAAUGCUACCUUCGAUUGUCCAGAGUGUCGAGCGACUCACCACAUUCCGAACACAGAGACAGAGGACUGGGCGGACUGGUUCCCGGUUGACGCAUUCUGUGUCAUACAGUUGCAGACGCUGGCCAGAUUCCAGGAUUCACAUGUAUGCGAGGUACACGAGGAUAAGUUUAAAGAGUAUUACUGUUUUCAUCACCGCGAUCUGUUUUGUCCGGAUUGUAUCAUUGCAAAACACACGGUUGCCCCGUGUUACGCACGAAAUACUCGUGACGCUGCAAGUGAAGUCAAAAAACACAUCGGUGACCUGCUAGGUCAACUCAGACUACAGGAAGAACAUGCCAUUAGGAUCGCAAACUCCAAAGUUGCAGCCGCACAUACGGAUGACCUUUUGCAGAAAGUCUGGGAAGUUGAACAUCUUUUAGACCGUUUUCACAAGCAGAUGAAGAAGAAAAUACAAGAGACGAAAGUGCAAAUCGAAAACGCGACGAAAAUAAAGCCGGCGGACAAAGAACAUCUGAAAACUACCCAAGCAUUGAUCACUCAGACGAAGAAACUAGUUGAUGAUAAGCUGAAAUCUGUCAACAUAAAGACACAAGAGGGACAAAACGAUAUGUUAAGGCUAUGGAGGCCCCUGCAAGAUCAAGUGGAACAUUUCCAAGCUGUUCUAACUGCUGUUGAGAAAAGGCCAUUUUGUGUAAAUGUACAGGCGGACGAACAUGUCAUGGAACUGGUGAAUUUAAACCUGGACCCUGUCGUGGUACUCAACGAAAGCGCACAAUGGACACCGCUCAACCCAAUAACGGUGAGAAGAAUCCCAAGCGGAAAUUCCUUUAAGUCUAGACGAAUUCGAAGUUUCAGAGAAAAGGAUAAAAAGGCCACGUUCAGUGAUAGAAUUCGUACACAAGUAUCCCCGCGUUCCAAUGACGCAAAUACGAGUUUUCCAAAGUCAAGGUCAAGUUAUAGAACCGUCUCAGUGCACACUCAACCCAUUGGUUCUUCCGGGAGUCCACGCCAGCCUUCUUCAGUACAGCAGAAACUUCAAGAAAGAAAUCCUACAAUUUUGCCUAAAUUGACGGCUGGCGGGCUUACGACAGGCGAAACAUCCAAAGUAUUUAAUAUUAGGUCUCUAACCCUGAAAGGCAUAAGUCAGCAGUCUAUAUUUGAACUUCCCUGUGAAGAUAUCGUGGUCCUUGCAAACAACAUCAUAACUAUAACGGAAAGGGCUGUUCAAAAGUUUUCUCUACGGUACCAGUUCCUUCAAAGUAUGGCGUUGCGCGCGCCAAUCAAGUUAUGUUACACACGUGACGAAUCGAGCAACAUUCUCGUGCUCGACAACAGCUGUGGCGUAUCUUUGGUAUCUACACAUCCACGCCUUCAGCUUCUUUACAGAAUCGAGACGGAUCGAGCGUAUUCGGGUUUAUGUCACAUGCGGACCACCAUGACGGAGGACCCUUACGGACGCUGUAUGUACCACCUACAUCUCGCACUGACCCACGUGUGGAAUAGGGAGGAUUGUAUUGACGUCAUGGUUGUGACGUAUGAGAAGCUUCAAAUAAUGUCUGGCCUCAUAGAGGAAAUAACGCUUACACCGGCAAAGGUAAAAACUAUCUGUGGAAGUAAUGAUGACCCUUUCUUAAAGAACAUGAACUCAAUUUGCACUGCCCCUGACAGCCGAAAACUCCUCAUUGGUACAGAAGCUGGUGUCGCCUCCAUGAGUAGAAGUGGUGACAUCAUAUGGACCGUACCCACGCAAAAUCUCGUCUGCAGCGUUGACAGCAGACGUGGUUUGGUUUACGCUGCAAUAGAGAAGGAAAAGCGCGUAUUUAUAUUAGACCAACAUGGGAACAUGAUGGUAGAAAACAUAUUUCCGCCGGCAUCUACAGUUAGCAAGCCUUCCAGAGUGGCUGUGGGAAAAUCAUCCCUCAUUGUCAGAGAAUUUACGGAUAACGAUCAGCACGGAUUGAAAAGCAUGGUUCAUGUAUUUAGUCUCUCAUUCUAAUUUGGAUAUACUUUUAUAGGAAACGACUCGCUUACUAAAGUCUUGCGCAUGUAUCAUUUCAUGAUACGUUUUAGCAACAAAACGUGCUUUCACUUUUUAUAUCAUUUUUAUUUCAUGCUUGCGGGUGUAUUACUGAGAUUAUAAGUAAAAAAAUGUAUUUGAUGAUUUAACAAUGAAAAAUAUCAAAUGUAGUUUUCACUGCACUUCAGUUUAAUAGGACUAAUAUUUAAAUAGUUUUCUCUAAGGUUGUCUUCGACACUGUCACUAAUUGUGAGAUUUAGACCAGUUCUAAGUGUACAAAUCAAAUUCAUAUUGAAGUCAAGGCUUUCUUAGUUUCCAGCUUCCGCCUAUAGCUAUGUGUCGUGUAUUAAAAGAAACAAAAAUAGUAUCAUUUAGUAUAUCAGAUAACGUUAAUAUUGAGAAAGUGUCUGUCCUGUAAGUCUUCUUGCACUAAAUUUGAAGAUUUCGGGCAUAUUCAUGUACAGCCGAACAAAAACUAGUUGAGUUAAUAAAUAACAAUAAGCAGUGUAUUACCAGGCAUCUAAACAAAUAUCUCAAUUACUCGUUCAGUGCACAUGUGGGCAGCAGUCCAUUCUCUUCGGCUGUCCGUUUCUAACUACAUUUUGGAUGAAACAUUAUCUGGAUCGACUCUUAUUUAUAAACAAAAUGAACAAUAACACUGUACCUUUGCCAUUUUAUUCCAAUAUGACAGCCGUAUCAAUACUUUAUUAUUCCGCUGUUUUGGCAAAAAGAAAGUUUUAAACAUAUAUUGUGAUGGUUCAAAUGUUACAACUCUUUUUACUGUCAUAUUAAACAUAAAGAAGAAUCAAUCUUGAUUUUUUUUUUAGUAGAAAGUAUUCUGACAAAUAUUUGUUGCGGAUAUAUUUUUUGCACACUUUGAUUUUGCACAUUGGUCACUUGUGUUUUUAGGGCUACCUCUCUCUAUAUUGUUUACUUAACCAUGAACUUCUAAUCAAUAAUCUAAAUCAUUUAUCAUUACUUUUGUUUUGUUUUGUUUUAUUUUAAUAAAAAGGAGACAAUA
This is a messenger RNA of Mercenaria mercenaria, 4424 nucleotides long. RefSeq lists its product as uncharacterized. The record is from RefSeq and is a predicted model, not a curated record. Bases 1226 to 3382 code for a protein of 718 amino acids. The transcript is spliced from 5 exons. Gene Ontology annotation, molecular function: metal ion binding. Lineage: Eukaryota; Metazoa; Mollusca; Bivalvia; Venerida; Veneridae.